Olea europaea var. sylvestris is the source of this 1498-nucleotide messenger RNA. Its product is annotated as transcription factor bHLH18-like. The transcript is spliced from 4 exons. The record is from RefSeq and is a predicted model, not a curated record. Lineage: Eukaryota; Viridiplantae; Streptophyta; Magnoliopsida; Lamiales; Oleaceae. Bases 255 to 1268 code for a protein of 337 amino acids. Gene Ontology annotation, molecular function: protein dimerization activity.
AGGGUGAGGACUAAACUAGCUUGUUUUCACAUUCAGAUAUCUGUCUUCUAUUCAUUAGCGUCAAAAGUAUUGAAAAGAAAGAGGAAAUAAAGAAAAAUAAACUUAUCUGCAUAUUAUUAUUUUUUUCCAGAUUAACCUCCUUCACAGGAGUCCAUUUCUUCUAUUUUCUUUAUGCAAUUUACUUGUCGUUCAUUUGUAGUUUAUUUUCAUUCAUUGUGUGCAGGAACUCAGCAAGUUGAAACCAAGCAUCAAUAAUGGAUAUCUCAGCAGCCUCAUGCUUCUCUGAAAUGGUAAUGGAUAAUUCAAUAUUUGAGGACCAAAUUGAUUUCCUGGACACGUUUGAUGAAGAACUGAAUGCUCUUCUUGGAGAAGAUUUAUCCCCAGGAAACAACUCUUCUUCUUCAUUGAAUCUGAUUCCAAGUUGCAGCUCAAUCUCAAGCUUGUGCACUUCCCCAGGCAUGGAGCCACCUCAAAUUUCCUUUGAACCACCGCCUAAACAGCAGAAGCCUAAUAAUUAUUAUGACUAUUGCAUGCCUAAUUUCGAAUCAGCUGCUUCUACUACUCCGAUCAUUCUCAAUUUCAGCAAUUCGAAUUCUCCUACAAGAAGUCCUCAGCAAUAUAACUUAAGUUCCUUGAAUCCAGAAGAAAAGGCAGCAGUUUCUGAAGCUUUGAGAAGCCCUGAAGAGGUUAUAAAAACCGCACAGACAACAAAGAAAAAUGGUCGUGUUAGGCCGCCAUCUCAAACCUAUGAUCACAUAAUUGCCGAAAGAAAGCGUCGGGAGCUGCUCAGCCAACGGUUUGUUGCUCUUUCAGCCUUAGUUCCGGGCCUCAAGAAGGUGGAUAAAACUUCUGUACUGGGAGAUGCCAUUAAGUAUGUGAAACACCUUCAAGAGCGUGUGAAGGCGUUUGAGGAACAAGCAGCAAAACAAACUGUGGAAUCUGUGGUGCUUGUUAAGAAAUCAAAGCUCUUAGUGGAAGAUGAUGGAUCUUCCGACGAGAAUAACAGCUCAGGGCUGCCGGAAAUCGAAGCUAAAGUUUGCAACAACCACAUUCUUCUGAGAAUCCACUGUGAGAAGCACAAAGGUAUUCUGUCAAAACUACUUGCUGAGGUAGAAAGGCUCCAUCUCUCAAUUGUCAAUGUGAAUGCCUCAUCCUUUGGAAGUUUUGCUCUUGAUAUUACCAUUAAUGCAGAGAUGGAGAAAGAAUCCAGCUUGUCGCUGAAAGAAGUUGUAAGGACUCUUCGUUUGGCUCUCCAACGUGCGGUAUAGACACAGAUUUCUCAUCCAGGCUUCAAUAAUAAUGCUAUGUAUUUUGAUUGGACCCACUGUAAUGUACAAGACACGAUCGAUGCACUGGCUGUGGAUCCCAUUGGCAUGCAGAUGAAUCAAAGGGCAUAUUUUUGAUAUGUGAAUCUUGAAUCGAAUCUAUUAUUGCUGUGGCAUUUAUGUUAAUAUUGUCUAGACCCAAUUUAGUGAACACAUCUGAUAUAUUCAGUCCA